This is a messenger RNA of Polychytrium aggregatum, 3929 nucleotides long. Its product is annotated as Metalloenzyme, LuxS/M16 peptidase-like protein. The transcript has 9 exons. The coding region runs from base 92 to 3721 and encodes 1209 amino acids. The record is from RefSeq and is a predicted model, not a curated record. Gene Ontology annotation, molecular function: metal ion binding. NCBI's taxonomy places the organism in Eukaryota, Fungi, Chytridiomycota, Chytridiomycetes, Polychytriales.
CUGUCGGCCAUCUCCCGGCGUCCAUCUACCACACCGCCAUUAGCGCUUCGGGCAGCAGUGGAUCGCCAUCACCAUCACCAUCCCCAUCGCCAUGGCUGCUCAGCACUCGUUCUCGCUGGCCUCGCAGGUCCCUUGGGAGCUGCCUCUGACCAAGACCACCGUCGAGGAGUUCAAGCACAGCCGCUCUGACUUUCGCAUCGUCGUCGUCAAAGUGCCAGGCCCGCUGGUUUCGACCACCAUCGUCGUGCCGACACUCUCGCAGGACAACAAAGGCCUGCCCCACACACUCGAGCAUCUGGUCUUUUGCGGCUCAAAGCACUUUGAGAAUCGGGGCUAUCUGGACUACUUGGCCACCCGCUGCCUCUCGACCGGCACCAACGCCUACACAACCGAGGAUCACACUGGCUACACCAUCACCACCGCCGGUGCUGAGGGGAUGCUCGAGAUCAUCCCGGUGUUCCUGGACCAUGUUCUGCAUCCGACGCUGAGGCCGGCUCAGUUUAUGACAGAGGUGUAUCAUCUUGAUGGCGAUGCCAAGCAUCAAGGCGUCGUUUACUGCGAGAUGGCAAGCCGCGAAAACACGGAAUUCGAUCUGCUUGAUCUGAACAUGCGGCAGCUGCUCUACAGCAGCGACUCGACAUAUGCCUUCGAGUGCGGCGGCAAGACUGUCGACAUUGUCAAGCUCACCAACGAAGAAAUCAUUGCGUAUCACAAGCAAUUCUACCAUCUCGAUAGCCUGACGAUGGUCGUGUGCGGGCAGAUCGAGGCCGAGCAGAUCUUUGCAAAGCUGAACGAGAUACCGAGCAUUCUAUCUUCGAGCGCUGAGAGGCGACCUGCCGAGGGCCUUGUGACAAGCCCCUUUAGACUGAAGACCGAAGUCACUGAGACGAGUAGGCGGGUUCCCUUCCCGUCAAGCGACGACGAAGUCGGCACGAUUGGAUACGGCUGGCGUGGUCCCCAGUCCAGCGACCUGAAGACCUGUGUAUCUCUCGAAGUCAUCUUCCGGUAUUUGCAAGACACCUCGGCCUCUCCUUUCUACCAGGAGUUUGUCGAACGCGCCGUGCCAUUUGCAUCGGAGGUCGACUUUGAGCUCAAGAGCUACCUCGAGUCAGCCUUCAUGCUCUAUUUCAGCGGCGUCCCACACCCUUCGAACAAUGCCCUCGACAGCAGAGCCUCCCACCGCCAACUGCCCAACUCUGCUACCCAUGGACAUGACGCCGACGACGACGAUGGUGAUGACGCCGACGAGGAUGAUGAUGACGAGGAGGAUGAUGAUGAUGACGAGGAUGAUGAGGAUGGCGAUGACGAGGAUGAUGAUGAAGAAGAAACCAUGGUCGGUGCGCACAGUGCCCAAGGUCAUGAUGGAGACGAUCAAGACGGCCAUCACUCGGCUCCUCAGAAUCUAUUUGAGGCCGAUGUAUUCCGACAGAUGGUCACUGGUGUUCUGCGCGAUUUUGUCAGCAACAUUGAUGACAGAGUCCUUACUCGUAUCCGCCAGGCUGCCUCACGCCACCUGCGCAAAGUCUAUGAACUGCUCGAGGACGAUCCCCACGAUGCGGCUGCCUCAUGGCUGCUGCCCGACAUCCUGCGAUGCCACUUUUCCCGGACCCAAGGGGGUUGUGACGACCAGGCGCCGCCGCUGCCGUUUGGCACGCGCUCGGGCAUUUUCGCCAUCCUCAAGGAGCUGAUGGAUGAGCCAGCAGACUACUGGGCGACACUCAUCCAGAAAUGGUGUCUGGACGCACCGAUGGUCGAGAUCAUGAUGAUCCCUGAUGCCGGUCUCGCCAAGGAGCUUGAAGAACGGGCAGUUCGAGAACGCGCCGAAAGGACCGACGCCCUUGGCGAUGCCGGUCUGGGCAAGCUGCGAGCGGCGCUUCAAGUGGCGCUGAAGGAGAACGAGGUCAACAUUCCUCCCGCCGUCCUCGGCAAGAUGCCGGCCGUGCCCGAUGUAUCCAAAUGCCCCCAGCUCAAGAUCGAGACGGUCGUGCAGGACUUGGUCGAUCGCAACCGCCCCUUCAAUGCCGUUCACGUCGUUCGGACCGAAACUGUGUUUGUGCACAUGCGGCUUGGUCUAAACACCACGAUGGUCCCCCCGGCCGAUCGCCCCUUCCUGGUGCUGCUCCAGGAGCUGCUCUUCCAGACGGCUCUGGGUGUGCCCAGUCCCAACGGCAUCGAGCGCACCAGCUACCAAGAUGUGGUUCAGCACUCGUCCGAGCUCUUUGUCGACCACGAAGCUGCCGUUGGAUUCGGAAACAACAUUUGGAGCACCUCGUGGCUCAGCGAGGUCUUCAUGCUCUCCGGCAACGCAGAGCAGCAUCGCUUUAGCGAGAUGAUGGAGUUUUUCUGCAAGGUCUUGCUGUUUUCUCAGUUUGAGGAGGAGCGGAUCCUGACCGUGGCCAAGAAUCUGUCAAGCGAAAUUGCCGAAAUCAAGCGCAACGGCUCGUCGAUGCUGACGGCCAUCCAAACUCGACUUGCGUUCGCUAAUGUCCUACCUGUGGACGAGGUUGGAUCGGCGGGCCCCGACAAUCCAUUGUGCAACGACAUUGCCAUCAGCAUUUUCAAGCAGGAAGCCUUUCUGAAGCAGGUGAUCAAGCUGAUCAAGGAUAACCAGGGGCAGGCCGUCGCCGAUGGACUGGAUCGCGUGCGACAGAUCUUGGUCCAGUCGUCCGAUCCGGCAUCGCUGGGCUCCGGUCCUUCGAUCGUCGGCGGGUUCGUUCAGAUUGCAGUUCCGACAGACUUGCCCGACAGCGAAGCUGGAGUUCUGACCAACCGAUUCCUCGAGAUAUGGGACCGGCUCCAUGCCACCUUUAUGGACGCAAGAGAGCCUGCGCCAUCUGGCUCGCCCAAGGGAAUCAAGCGCGCCCGAAUCGGCUCGCUCUCCGAGACCCAAAGCAAUGCGGGCCCGGACAUUGCUGCUGCGGCCAACUCGGCAGUACGCCGCCCAUUCCCGUUCCCGAGAGUCGCCUACAGCCGAAGCCAACUCGACUCCAGGUUCGGCCAGGGCGUCGUCACGCCGAUAUCGGGCCUGGCCACGUUUUUCUUGGAGCAAGUUGUCCCAUGUGACAUCCUGUCGCCGCAUCCGCACCCGGAUUACUACGCAGUGACGCUCCUGGCCGAGCUUCUCUCUCGGGCUGAGGGCCCGCUCUAUCUGGCGAUACGGGGACAGGGCUAUGCUUACGGCGCCUCCGUCAAUGUGUAUCUUUGGACUGGCAUGCUCUCCUUUGAGCUUUACGACGCCUCUGAGCCGCACCGGGGCUUGCUGGCGUUCUACGACAUUCUUGAGCAGCUGGCGACUGAGAGCGGAUUCGACAGCCUCUGCAGCGAGUUCAACCUGCAAACGGCACGGGCCUCGGCAGCAUACAAGGCGUGUGCAUCGCGAUCGACUGCAUCGGGGCUGAUUGUGGGAACAUUGCGGAGCAUGCUUCGGGGCUUUACCAGCAUUCAAGAAGAGGAUGCUCAUCGCAAGCAACUGUACUUGGUGACGCGAAGCGAUCUGAAGCGGGUCUAUGUCCAGUAUUUCCGGCGGUUCCUGGACGAGCGAGAGCGCCUCACUGUGAUAACUAGCCCUCCAGGACAGGCGACGAGCGAUUUGAUCGAGUCGUUUGCCCGAGCGCCCACUGCUAAAGAGAUGCCGAUACUGUCGGAGCUGGGCAGCCCCAAGGACGACAGCAAGUAUACGCUCGAGCUGCGUGAGACACAAGUCCAAGAGUUGCAGAUCUGAGAGGAUGGCCGAGUGAUGCUGGACGCCGGAGCGAGGACCUCGCUGGCAAUGACACCAAUACAGAAUGCUUGCGCCAAAGUACUGGACAGUCGGGCUAUGGCUAUGGUAAUGGCAAUGACAAUGGCAAUGGCUAUGGCUAUGGCUAUGGAAAUGGCUCCGUUCAUUCCGCUGCUUGCUGGGCCGCCGGGUUCGGGUGGGGCAGUCUGGG